Gamsiella multidivaricata is the source of this 4204-nucleotide messenger RNA. RefSeq lists its product as uncharacterized. Bases 13 to 4167 code for a protein of 1384 amino acids. The transcript is spliced from 9 exons. The record is from RefSeq and is a predicted model, not a curated record. Lineage: Eukaryota; Fungi; Mortierellomycota; Mortierellomycetes; Mortierellales; Mortierellaceae. Gene Ontology annotation, molecular function: protein binding.
CCUAAAUUUGCAAUGAACAGGAACAGGAGCAGGAACGAAGCCAGGGAGAGCGACGACAGCGAGAGCGAUAGCCGGGAAGAGGAGAACGAAGAGCAACUUCUAUCCUCGGAGACCCAACAGCUGGGCCAGGCGAACCACCCUGACGAUGAACCAACAGACCACAACAAAACCAGCGGCAGCAGCAGCAGAAAGGGCGACAAAGCUAUGGUAAGGGAGGCGCGUCAGGCAGGUCCUAAACCGCUCCCUCGCCUUUCAACAUCUUUGGGUUCCCAGUUCACCAUACACGGGAACCCGUCCUCCUCAGUCCUUCCGAGAGCUCCGACAUUCAGCAAUGGCGUAGGUUCAUCGUUCGUCGACACAAUGACUCAACAACUCUCUAUCCACGUGGAACAACCUGUCGGGAGCAUGAGUAUCUCGCCUAGCAGCCGUGAUGUCGUACUUGCAGCGAGGAAAGGACUUUUCAUCAUUGAUCUUGAGAACCCAUAUGAACCACCUCGGCUACUUCAUCAUCUGACAAAAUGGGAGGUGGCAGACGUACAGUGGAACCCACACUUCAGUCGAGAAAACUGGAUCGCAUCCACGUCAAAUCAAAAGGCACUCAUCUGGAAUUUGAGCCAUAACGCACCGCGCGCAGUUGAGCUCAUCCUACAUGCGCAUAACAGAGCCAUUAGCGAUAUCAAUUGGUCGCCGUUUCAUCCAGAUCUCCUUGCAACAUGUUCAGUAGACACGUUUGUUCAUCUGUGGGAUCUCAGGACACCAAAGAAGCCCGUUAACUCGUUUUGCGCAUGGACUGCUGCUGCAACAGUUGUCAAGUUCAACAGAAAGGAUGAGUACACGCUUGCAUCAGCACACGACACCAAGGUGGAAGUUUGGGAUACCAGGAAAGGAUCUUCCCCAUACAUUAGCAUUCCGGCUCACAAGCAAAAGAUCAAUGGUAUUGAUUGGAGUCGUAAGCACAGGAAUCAUAUCGUCACCUGCAGUUUGGACAAGACCAUAAAAUUCUGGGACAUUGACAAUCCUAGUCAGCCUCACAAGGUGAUUGCGACCAAAUCCCCCGUUUGGCGUGCAAGGCAUACUCCAUUUGGUCAUGGCAUUUUGACAAUGCCUCAGAGAACCGAAACGGCGCUUUUACUUUGGAAUCGGGACCAUUCGGAGGAGCCUGUUUGCAAAUUUGAGGGCCAUACAGACACGGUUAAGGAGUUUGUCUGGCGUGUGCGCAAAGCUGGAGACGAAACACUUUUUCAGCUGGUUACCUGGUCCAAGGACCAACAUCUUCGAUUGUGGCCAAUAAGCGACAAGAUGUUGGAGGCCAUGGAUCACAAAGCGACAACGCCUAUCGACGUUGCACCAUAUCCACCAAUGUAUGAAAACAUGUCGUUCAGGGACCCGCCACCUCAAAAUAUGACGGCAACACCAUCGAGGGCACUAUCGACGCUACGCGUCCUAGCUGGCAAUCGACUCUCUACGAUGACUCCCUUCAGAACAUCGAUGUCAUCUCGCACAGUGGGUCCUGUGGGUAGCCACGGUGGAUAUUAUAGGGACAGGAAGGCGCCGUCGCCGCUGGUAUGGAUGCAGGGUGUUCGGAUGGUCAAGCCUAGCGGAGAGCUUGGGCUGCCGGAUCGUGCAUCACCACAGACUGUUGCUACAGAAAUUGCGGCUGUCGGACAAAAGUUCCAGAACGUCAAGUUUGAAAAGGUCAAUGUUGCUGGCAGGACCUGCACAAUCAGCCUCAACAGUCUUCGAUCAAACGAGGGAGUGUCGUUUCUUCGCGUCAAUAUUUCUUUCCCGCAAUUCUAUCCCAAGAAGGCACCUCCAACAUUUGAGAUCCAAAAGUCAGGGAUGCUGUCAAUGGCCACACGUGCUCAAAUUGCAGCCAAUCUGGACCAUAUUGCAGCGACACAUGCAUCCAGGGGGUUGCCGUGUUUGGAGGCUAUCAUUCGAUGCUUGCUGGGGGAAGACAAACGAGACGAAGCCUUAGACAAGGGAGAUGAUUCGGAUGAGGAGGACACGAUUGUCAACCCGUUACGGAAAUCUCGAGGGCGCGAUAGCGGUGCGGGAGAUAAGAGGGAUCAACAGGUCCCGUUUCCUUGCCUAUGUGGAGCUGUUUUUGCCACUAACGGAAAACUUGUUACGUUCUUCUCAAAACUCCGUACACCUCAUGCUACGACUACCAGUAUAUCAACGACUGGGCGCAGCAAUGCUUUGCUUAAGGCUGCAUACACUUACACCCACCCUCGAACAUACGCGUCGAUGGGUGAAUACAAGGCAUUCUCGCGUCUGCCUAGCGGGGCUGAGGGACUGGCAGGAACGGUGUCCAGCUUUGUCGCAGAUGCAGACGACCAGGAUGACCUCUGGCCCAUGCCCAACCUGUUUACAAAGACCAAACCCAAGCAGGAGCUUGUGCGCGUCACCAGGAAACCAAAAGAUCAACCCGUCUAUUUCAAAGCGCAGCCGCAAUCUCGGAGUACUUUAUACCUCAAGGAUAUCACGCACUUACUCCCCGUAUCUCCGAGAUUGGCUGCCGCUUAUACGCUGAACGGUGAUAAUGUAUCGGAGAUUUGCGAGCAGAACGCGCUGCAGGCACGAUACUUGGGACGUCUGGACUUGUACAAGAUUUGGAAGCUGGCAGCGCUAAUUCUAACGCUAUCUGUACCCAUGGAUCCUGUCACGUUCGAGAUGAACAAGACCGAAAUUUCCAAAAUGAACUCGCAAACACAUCCGGACAAACUGUUGGAUCUUAUGAACCGCUCCAGUCAUGCCAAGCAACGUCGCGACAGUGGCAUGGCAUUCGUUCCUGUUUUAGAGGAUACAUUUUACCAAAAGGUCCGAUGGGGCACCCAUCCCCUGGGAAGGAAAUUGGUCGAUGUGCUCUUUUCCUAUCUUGAGCGCCACGGGGAUAUUCAGAUGCUGGCACUGCUCUCUUGUGUCUUCAAGGAUCCUUUCAGGAACACAAUUGCAGUGACAGGCAUAACACCUCCACAAGCACAUUAUCGUCCAUACCGUCAGUCGCCAAUAAGCGAUGUACCUGACUACUUCAAUAGCCGACAGCCCAGCAACACAAGGUCACUCACUGGGCUCCCUAGUAAUACGACGCCUAUGUCCAUGGACCAGAGUCCUGUGCGUGCAAGAACACCUGCAACGACAAGGAUAUCGCCAUAUCUUAACCGAGUCUCACCUACUACCGCGGCAUUUGGCACCUCAUACUCUUCAUCGAUGCGAAGAACACCAAGUCGAUUAUACAAUGGAGCCUUGACGUCGCCUCUUACGACACCUUCAUCACUAAGAGAGGCCUAUUCUGACAUAAACCCAGGAUAUGGACCGCUUGUGGCGCCCAUCAUCACGAAUGCCUAUGCCACCCAAGCAACCAUUGCACAGGACACUGCAGCAUCGUCCACACUAGCAUCGGCAUCAUCAACAAUAAGGGAUUCAGGACCACCACUGCCAUAUACACACAGCAAGCGCGACUCUUACAACUCAGUGCAAGGCACCAGUCCUACGCUGCUCCCGAAAUUGGCGCCGAUACAUCGACGCGAAUCGAGCUCCUCUCCAUCAUCCAUUGUUGAGAAGAAUGAGCGGCAUACGGUCCGGGCGAGCGGGUUUAAGAUGGUGAAGAUGAACGGCGGUUUUUUUGACUCGGAUGAGACGCCGAUGAGCAUACAACUGCUGGACCCAGCCAAAGAGUCCCAACACAACACAUGGCGUCUACUAUACGCCGAAAUGAUGUACAGUUGGGGGCUGUUUGAAGCACGCACCGAAUUGCUCAAAUUCCUGACAUCCAAACCUAACAUCAGCUAUCGACUCAAGGAGGAUGCCUCGCCACUCGAGCGAAUCCUAGGGAUCGAGAAGCGAGGGCCCCAGAUCUUCAACAAGUGCUUUGAAUGUGAAAACAGACUGUAUCCGAGCUAUAAGUGCGAUUUCUGUAAGCGGAUGCGAAUCGGGAUCAAGUGUACGAUCUGUCAUAUCUCGGUCCGCGGUCGGACCAGCGUCUGUCUCAAGUGUGCGCAUGGCGGGCAUUCGGAGCACAUGUGGCAAUGGUUUGUGCAGGAGCGUAACACGGUCUGUCCUACGGGCUGUGGAUGCGAGUGUAUGGUGAAUUAUGGAGGAUGGGCAGGCGGAAAAGAAGUUCCGCUGAUGACGAGGCAGGCGCUGCCGCAGGAAUCCCUGUAGAAACGUGAAGAAAAUAAAAACCUGUAUUUGUAGCGCU